AUGGCAGAAACUCAAGAGUACAGCCUAGACAUUCUGUCGGCGACCUGGGGCACAGCCGACGUCACCAAGACGCUCAGGGGCAUGUACGUCAAGGAUGCCAACACGAUAAAGGCGGACAACAACCUGUUCACGAUUUCGCCCACCGUUGCUCUGUUUGGCGAUCCGAUCCCGAACCAGACCAAGGUGUUGGUGUGUGUCUGGCGCGUUAUCCUGUCUAACGGGUCGCUGAGCGCCAUCCAGGCCACGACCAUCAAGCAGUCCGAGACAGGUACAAUCAACUACGACGGGUCUCAUCUGCCGUCGUUCGUGGCCCCGACCGACAAGAACAAGGUCUUCGUCGCCAAAGCAUACUGGCACACGUUGGACGUGACGGCGCAGGUGCAAGCGCUCGCCGACAACGUCAAGUCGUCGGCUCAGGUCAGCAUAGCCUAUUCGGCCCUGAAGGCCUCGGACCCUGCGCCGAACACGCUCAAGGCCCUCGUCAUCACCUACGGCUAUGUUCUUGCCAACGGGGAAGUGCAGUUCGCCGUGAGCACGGCCACGGACACAAAGUCGGCCGUCUUCAACCAAGGUCCGGCGCCGCCGCGUCUCCUGAUCAAGUCUGCUUCGUUUGGAGGCGUCGACUGGACCAGCAAGAUCACCCCUUUGAUCAACCCGAUCACGCAGACCAUUUCCGUCGACAACUACGGCUCCAUCUUCAGCGACCCGUGGAAAGGGGUCUACAAGACGCUGGCCGUGCUUUACCAGUACGAGAACUCUCCGCUCCAGCUCUUGAUCGCCUGGGACACCAAUGCUGCCAUCUCCAUCAGCCCUUCCACCUCGGAUCCGGCGAGAUCACGCUUCUUCAACCUGGACGGACGGCGGGCCGGCGAGACCAACAUCAUCGCCGUAGUCUGGGGCAUCAUGCAGGGCCGCGUCGACGGAAUCGCGGCCGACAGGUUCAAGAGCAUCAAGGAGCUUGGCACCUUCGGGGCGACCAACAAGUGGUUCGGGUUCGACGGCUGGACCGACCAAACCAAGAGCGCGACGGUUUUCUACCAGUACGGCCUCACGGGCGAGAUCAAGUGCGUGACGGCCCGCGAAGGCGAGAGGGCAGUCCCUCUGGCCCCGCGCCACCCCGUCCACCACGACCCUCUGCCGGGCCGGGGCCUCCUCGCGACCUCGUCCCUCCCCGGCGACGGAUUCACGCUGCAGGUGCCCGACAAGAAGCACUGGCUCUCGAUCGACUACCCGUCGCUCACGGUCCUCAGCACCACGACCGACAGCAGCGCAGCCGCCGUCUUCCGCAUCCAGCGCGACCCGCCCGGCAGCGCCCCGGUGAUGACCGUCACGGACCCGAAGCGGUCCCCGGCAAAGUACUAUUACGUCCAGUGCAAGGGCGAGGCCGACGGCGACUUCGUCAACCUGCUGCCGACGCGCGACGGCGCCAGCGAGGCCUACUACGAGCUGCCAGCCGGCCAGAGCUUCAUGAACGUGCUCUUCGGCUUCGGCGUCGACGGCGGCGCCCGCCAGGACCCGCGCGUCUUCCGCCUGUUCCCCGGCAACGCCACCGCCAGGUCGGCGCGCGUCCAGGCCCUGCCCAUCUUCUACGACACGCCGUGGGUCCCCGACGACGAGCCCCAGUUCUCCGAGUGCCUGUUCCAGCCGGAGUUCACUGCUUCUCACAGUGCAGUCCAUGUCUCGCCAAGGGACGACCCGAUCGCCCCGCCGAUUCCGAAAGAUGAGGCCGCCUGCCUGUUCGGCAUCGCCACCCUCCUCCUCGACCUGCUGUACAGCGUCCCCAACGCCGCCUUCGGGUGGUUCCUGUCCAUCCCCGGCACCGAGCCCAUAGUGCGGUGGAUGCGCGACCUGGACGCCGCCAAGCAGACGCUCAUUGCGGACCUGGUCGACGGGGUCAAGUCCCUCUUUGCCGGCGGAGCAGGCAACGGCACUUCCGUGUGGUCUUCGGCCUUUUCCAUGGCCAACGAGCUGUACAACGCGGGCCUACUGUGGGGCUUCUACAAGGCCAUCUUCUCGUCCUUCUCCAUCCUCGAGUACGGCGUCCUCUUUACCCAGUUCGCCGCCUGGGCCAUUGCCCAGGUCGCCGCAGCCCCGGCGCUGGCCGUGCUCGAGGCCGUGCAGUUCGUGCUCGUCGUCACGAGGACCAUCACGCACAUCCAAAGCGCGGCGCGCAGCUGCGCGGCCAUCAUCAAGGGCGGCGGCAAGCACAACACACCUGCGCGCCAGCGCUUCGCUAGGCUGCAGGCGGCCGUCCAGGGCGUGGUGUCGGAGAUCCAAGGGUCGGAGUUGCAUCCGUCGAGCCAGCUGGCACUGAUCAAGGCCCUCCGCGGGCCGCAUGUUGUUUCCUUGUUGGCGGCCGACGGCGCUGGUGGUGGUCAGGGGCGUGAUGUCGCUGAGCUUCGGAAGCGGGCCCUCGUUCCGCUGCUGGAGGCUGAUGAUGAACCGGUCAGGCAGUAUCUCCAGAGAACUGCCAGGCUUGAUCAGGACGUUCUCGAGCUCGUCGACACUCUGGCGCCACAGGUUGACGCGGCUCUGGCUGAGUAGGGAUGGCCGAACAACAUAGUCUGAAAUGGAGAUUGCUACGUGUACGAUUAGGGUCCCUGCAGGUGUCAAACGACUUGAGCUUGCGCGCUAGAGGCAGCGCUCGGUCCCGACCCGACGUUCCACUUGACAUUGACCGGGGCCGGCUAUGUGGAAUCAUGGGAUGGCGUGAGCAGCAGCUGCUGCUGUCCAUGGCCUUCCAAGACCACAGCUAAGUGGCGUAGGCGAAAUCCUCAGCGUGACCAGCAAGAUCGGUCUAUACCAUGCCUCACCCCCCAACGGAUCACCCUAGCAGUGGAUCACCCUUUACACCAAAACACUACAUCUUUGAACAAC
Molecule: messenger RNA, 2877 nt
Organism: Lasiosphaeria miniovina
Lineage: Eukaryota; Fungi; Ascomycota; Sordariomycetes; Sordariales; Lasiosphaeriaceae
Exons: 2
Coding region: 1-2544 (847 amino acids)
Source: RefSeq, a predicted model, not a curated record